GUCAGGUACCUUUACCGAGGGGCAAGUACUAGUCUCUUUCCCCCACGGGAGGACUUGGGCUCGUCCUUCUCAGUCCGCGCGCCCCGCGGCGGGACGGAUCGCUUCCCGGGGUGGGGGGUUGAUAGAGGCAGCGACCACACCCGGCACAGGCGGCCAUGGGGAAGCGAUACUUCUGUGACUACUGUGACCGCUCCUUCCAGGACAACCUCCACAACCGCAAGAAGCACCUGAACGGGCUGCAGCACCUCAAGGCCAAGAAGGUCUGGUACGACAUGUUCCGAGAUGCAGCCGCCAUCUUGCUGGAUGAACAGAACAAGCGGCCCUGCAGGAAGUUUCUGCUGACAGGCCAAUGUGAUUUUGGUUCCAACUGCAGAUUUUCCCACAUGUCAGAGCGGGACCUGCAGGAGCUCAGUAUCCAGGUGGAGGAGGAGAGGCGGGCCAGGGAGUGGCCAGUAGAGGCCCUGGACCUCCCCGAGGUCCGUCUGGAGAACUGGCUGGAGAAGAGAACCAAGCGGCUGAGCUCAGCCCCCAGCAGCAGGACUGAACCUGUCAGAUCUGCUGUAUUCCAGUAUCCUGUGGGCUGGCCACCCAUCCAGGAGCUGCCCCCAUCCCUGAGGGCACCCCCACCUGAGGGGUGGCCCCUGCAGCCCAGCGUGCAGUGGGGCUGAGCGCUUUGCCCCUGCCUGACCCCCGGUGAUUGGCUGCCUCAUUGGUCACAAUGAAGACAAGGCUUGAACUAGGGAGGUCGUGUCCUGUGGAGCCUCUGAAACUGUCGGACUUGGCCUGGCGUCACUGAGGCCCAGGGUCCCCACCCCAGACCCAGCUCUGCACCAGGCAGCUCCACUCUCACUCCCCUCUGCCCUUCCUCCUUUAUGGGACACCUUGAGAGGACGUGCGAGAAGCACUCCAUGAACUUCUGGGUGUUCAUAAACAAAGUCUGUCUGCA
Messenger RNA from Choloepus didactylus (southern two-toed sloth), 946 nucleotides. RefSeq names its product zinc finger matrin-type 5 (gene ZMAT5). The transcript is spliced from 6 exons. The coding region runs from base 156 to 668 and encodes 170 amino acids. Gene Ontology annotation, molecular function: zinc ion binding. The record is from RefSeq and is a predicted model, not a curated record. Gene Ontology annotation, cellular component: U12-type spliceosomal complex. NCBI's taxonomy places the organism in Eukaryota, Metazoa, Chordata, Mammalia, Pilosa, Megalonychidae.